Messenger RNA from Budorcas taxicolor (takin), 2346 nucleotides. RefSeq names its product cadherin 24 (gene CDH24). Gene Ontology annotation, molecular function: calcium ion binding; cadherin binding. Gene Ontology annotation, cellular component: adherens junction; plasma membrane; catenin complex. The coding region runs from base 1 to 2346 and encodes 781 amino acids. The record is from RefSeq and is a predicted model, not a curated record. The transcript is spliced from 11 exons. Gene Ontology annotation, biological process: calcium-dependent cell-cell adhesion; cell-cell junction assembly; adherens junction organization. Lineage: Eukaryota; Metazoa; Chordata; Mammalia; Artiodactyla; Bovidae.
AUGUGGGGCCUGGUGAGGCUCCUGCUGGCUUGGCUGGGUGGCUGGGGCUGCAUGGGGCGCCUGGCAGCCCCAGCCCGGGCUUGGGCAGGGUCCCGGGGGGCCCCAGAACCAUCACUGCUUCGGACCCGAAGGAGCUGGGUGUGGAACCAAUUCUUUGUCAUUGAGGAGUACGCUGGACCAGAGCCUGUCCUUAUUGGCAAGCUGCACUCAGAUGUGGACAGGGGCGAGGGCCGCACCAAGUACCUGCUGAGCGGAGAGGGCGCAGGCACCGUAUUUGUGAUUGAUGAGGCCACAGGCAAUAUCCACGUCACCAAGAGCCUGGACCGGGAGGAGAAGGCACAGUACGUGCUACUGGCCCAAGCCGUGGACCGAGCCUCCAACCGACCCCUGGAGCCCCCAUCGGAGUUCAUUAUCAAGGUGCAAGACAUCAACGACAACCCACCCAUCUUUCCCCUCGGGCCCUACCAUGCCACAGUGCCCGAGAUGUCCAAUGUGGGGACAUCAGUGAUCCAAGUGACUGCUCACGACGCCGAUGACCCCAGCUAUGGGAACAGCGCCAAGCUGGUGUACACUGUGUUGGAUGGACUGCCUUUCUUCUCUGUGGACCCCCAGACUGGAGUGGUGCGGACCGCCAUCCCCAACAUGGACCGGGAGACACAGGAGGAGUUCUUAGUGGUGAUUCAAGCCAAGGACAUGGGCGGCCACAUGGGGGGGCUGUCGGGCAGCACCACGGUGACGGUCACCCUCAGCGAUGUCAACGACAACCCCCCCAAGUUCCCUCAGAGCCUGUACCAGUUCUCUGUGGUGGAGACCGCUGGGCCAGGCACCCUGGUGGGCCGGUUACGGGCCCAGGACCCAGACCUGGGGGACAACGCCCUCAUGGCUUACAGCAUUCUUGACGGGGAGGGAUCGGAGGCCUUCAGCAUCAGCACAGACUCCCAGGGUCGAGAUGGGCUCCUCACUGUCCGCAAGCCCCUAGACUUUGAGACCCGUCGCGCCUACUCUUUCCGCGUGGAGGCUACCAAUACGCUCAUUGACCCAGCCUAUCUGCGGCGAGGACCCUUUAAGGAUGUGGCCUCAGUGCGUGUGGCUGUGCAGGAUGCUCCAGAGCCACCGGCCUUCACCCAGGCUGCCUACCACCUGGCAGUGCCUGAGAACAAGGCUCCUGGGACCCUGGUGGGCCAAGUGUCAUCCACGGACCUGGACUCCCCAGCCAGCCCCAUCAGAUACUCCAUCCUCCCGCACUCGGACCUGGAGCGCUGCUUCUCCAUCGAGCCUGAAGACGGCACCAUCCGCACAGCAGUGCCCCUGGACCGAGAGGCUCGUGUCUGGCACAACCUCACAGUGCUGGCCACAGAGCUUGACAGCUCUGCACAGGCCUCCCGGGUGCAAGUGGCCAUCCAGACCCUGGAUGAGAAUGACAACGCUCCCCAGCUGGCUGAGCCCUAUGACACCUUUGUGUGCGAUUCUGCAGUCCCCGGCCAGCUGAUUCAGGUCAUCCGAGCCCUGGACAGAGAUGAAGUCGGCAACAAUAGCCAUGUCUCCUUUCAUGGCCCUCUGGGCCCGGAUGCCAACUUCACUGUCCGGGACAACCGAGAUGGCUCCGCCAGCCUGCUGCUGCCCUCUCGCCCCGCUCCACCCCGCCAGGCCCCCUACUUGGUUCCCAUAGAACUGUGGGACUGGGGGCAGCCAGUACUGAGCAGUACAGCCACAGUAACUGUCAGUGUGUGCCGCUGCCGGCCUGAUGGCUCCGUGGCGUCCUGCAGGCCCGAGGCUCAGCUCUCACCUGCUGGGCUCAGCACGGGGGCUCUGCUUGCCAUCGUCACCUGCGUGGGCACGCUGCUGGCCCUGGUGGUGCUCUUCGUGGCUCUGCGGCGCCAGAAGCAAGAAGCCCUGAUGGUGCUCGAAGAGGAGGACGUGCGCGAGAACAUCAUCACCUACGACGACGAGGGCGGCGGUGAGGAGGACACGGAGGCCUUCGACAUCAGCGCCCUGCAGAACCCUGACGGGGCGGCCCCGCCGGCGCCUGGCCCACCCGCGCGCCGCGAUGUGCUGCCCUGGGCGCGGGCACCGCGCCAGCCCCGGCCCCCCGGCCCCGCCGACGUGGCGCAGCUGCUGGCGCUGCGGCUGCGCGAGGCGGACGAGGACCCCAGCGUGCCGCCCUACGACUCCGUGCAAGUGUACGGCUACGAGGGCCGCGGCUCUUCCUGCGGCUCCCUCAGCUCCCUGGGCUCCGGCAGCGAGAUCGGCGGCGCCCCGGGCCCGGCUGAGCCGCUGGACGACUGGGGGCCGCUCUUUCGCACCCUAGCCGAGCUCUACGGGGCCAAGGAGCCCCCAGCCCCCUGA